Messenger RNA from Magallana angulata, 4921 nucleotides. Its product is annotated as endonuclease/exonuclease/phosphatase family domain-containing protein 1-like. Gene Ontology annotation, molecular function: catalytic activity; DNA binding. Lineage: Eukaryota; Metazoa; Mollusca; Bivalvia; Ostreida; Ostreidae. The coding region runs from base 874 to 2634 and encodes 586 amino acids. The record is from RefSeq and is a predicted model, not a curated record. The transcript has 9 exons. Gene Ontology annotation, cellular component: plasma membrane. Gene Ontology annotation, biological process: DNA repair.
UGUCUUAAAGAUAUGUGAUCAUUAAUGAGUCUUCAGAUUUCUCAAUUUAUAGCUAAAAUGGACGCAUUCCUUACAUUGCAAAAUUUACAUUGAGGGGAGGGUAGACACUAGUAUUGAACUAUUCAUGAUUUUAUGCAUGAUUGUCAACACAUACGUCCUUAUAUCAGUACAUGGAUAGCUUCAAUAGAGUGAGAAAUACAUACUUACAAUAUAAAUCAAUUCAUUGGAGAGUUUAGGAUGGUAUUGUCUAAAAGUAGGCACCAAAUCAGUGUAGGAAAAAAGAAGUUGGAAAUUAAUAGGUCAUCAAAGGUUAAUAGUCAUGUAAGCCUAAGUUUUUUCCAAGACCCAUGAGUAUUGAUUCCUGUGAAUUUGACCGAUUCAGCACUUGUCUCUCUCUCUCUCUCUAUCGCAGCAGUCCUUUAUUUAGAUCUACGGCCCUUGAACUCUGAUCUAAACUUACUGGCCGUAGUGUAAUUGUUGUUGACAAAUGAUGUCCCUGUGUGAGAUUUAUUGCCCUGCUGUACAGACAGAUACACAGAGAAGAUUGCCUAAUUAAAGACUGUCUGUUACUGCCUCCCGGGACAGGGGGGCCUGAGAUCAUUCACACUGCUAGUGUGGAGCUGACAGACAGAUUGGGAAAGAGAUGAUUAGGGAUGAAAUGCAGAGAUUGUUAUUUCAACAGAAGAAGUUUUAACAAAAAUGAAGUUGCUGAGUUUUCCUUGACAGCCACCUGUAUGGAUGUGUAUAAUGCAGAAGUCUGAUCAAUGACAACAGACUACGGCAGUCUGUGUCAUUGAUGGAGACAGGUAUUGACUGAAAAGUUAACCGAACGAGUGAGUGAUUACUGGGUCUUUUGACUCGCACACAGAGAGAAUGGGGGCCAUCAAUAGCUGCUGCAUCCCCAAACAUUUGGAGGUGGACCCAAGUACCCCAAAAGUGAAGGGGCAUAAGCGAAACUUGAGUGCAGCUUUUAAUAUGUCUGCACUGCUUGGGGAUGAUUCUGCUCAAAAUCUGUUGAAUAUAAAUUAUGCUACGGAGGAAGAGUUGAUGACCUUGCCUGGGAUCAACAGAACUACAGCAAAAGGGAUUAUCGAGUAUCGCAGGAAAAUUGGAGGAUUUAAGAAAAUUGAGGAUGUGGCUUUAGUGUCUGGUGUCGGUGCAGUGAAGUUGAAUUUGAUUCGGGAUGAGAUCACGGUGUCGAUUAAGCAGUCGGGUAGUUCUGGUCCCCCAUCAGAGGAGAUCUCGCCGACUGGAAGCCGGUCAGAUGUGUCGUUUAAAAGCGAGACUUCAAGAAAAUCAAAUGGGAAAAUCAAUGUGAAUACUGCUAAUGUUUUCCAGCUAAUGAAAGUCAAAGGAAUUGGACAAGUUCUUGCUGAAAAUAUAGUAACAUAUCGGGACAAAAAAGGACGGUUUAAGGCAAUCGACGAUCUUAUUAAAGUGAAAGGAAUUGGUCCAAACUUACUUAGUGCAAUAAGAAACCAGUUAGCUGUAGAUGAUAGUGAAAGCUCAAAUAAUACUCAACCAAAUGGACAUCUACCAGCAUCUGCUGAAAAUGAUAGGAUUAAUACAGUUUCACCAAAACCCCCUAACACUGACCAUAAUAAUCACAGUAAUUGUAGGAUAUUAUCAACGUCCACAGAAAAUAUGUUAGACAUUCUACAACCUAUUUUCAAAUCCGGUGCAAGACCCAAAGUCACACCUUUUAAUUUCAAGCACAAGAACCGUUCAGUGGUUAGACUUGCUUCGUGGAAUGUGGAGAGAUUCGAUGGCGAGAAGGCAGACAAUGUAGGGGUCAGGGAGGUCAUUUGCAUGACUAUACUGGAGAAUGGCUUUGGUGUUGUUGCAUUCCAAGAGUUAGCAGAUGAAAGUAGCCUUAACAAGAUUUGUGAUGAAUUGAACAAUCCCACAGUCCCCCGCGUUAAGAGUUGGGCAGGAAAGCGAGGGGCGUGGAAAUGUGUGGUGUCUAAGUCAACUGGGAGGAUGUAUAGAAGUAUGGAAUACAAUGGUUUUCUGUAUGAUACAUCACAAGGGAUUUCCCUGAAAAGUUCUGCUAUUUUGGAGAAGCCAAACAAAGCCACCAAAGAUUUUGUUCGUAGACCAUUUGUAGGAAUUUUCAAGAUGAAGAGGUUUGACUGCAUUAUAACCAGUGUCCACCUCAAGGCCACAGGGCUAAGCAAUGAGGACCUGGAUCAACUCCAGGCUGAGAUAGACAAGGUGCCCAAGGUUGUGAAGGCUUUAGAGGACCAUUACCCAGGAGAGAAGGAUAUUAUCUUACUGGGAGACUUUAAUUUGGAACCCGACCAGGAAGAUUUCGACUGCUUGCGUAAUAAAGGAUUCUCCAAUGCAAUACCAACAGGAACAUUUACAAAUAUCAGCAACAAGAAUAUGAAAGGUAGUAGGACAUAUGAUCAUAUCUGGCUGACCAAGGAGACCAAGAAUAUAACCUCUGGGAACUCUGGAGUGGUAAGGGAGGGAUUGACCAAUCCCCUGAUCCCCAACGGCUGGAGCUGGGGUGGGGUGGUCAGUGACCACUGCCCUGUGUGGGUGGAGAUCUAUGUGGGCAAGGACCUGGACAUUGCAGACUUAAGCACUGGGGCAGAGGCAAUUAAAUUCACCCUUGGAACGGAAGGAUGAACAACUAAAUUUCAUCUUCAUUUUUUUUUCAUAUCCUCCUUGGAAUUACAUUUCAUCCAUUUUUUUUUAUCAUAUUGAAAAAUCUUGCCAUAACUUUAUUUUUGGUUUCUGUGAACAGAAUUAUUAUUAGUUUUCAAAUUGGUUGUUCAUCAAUUUGGGUUUGAUUACUUGUAUCUAAUUAUGGUGAAAAGUAAAAUAUUUUUAAAUGGGCAUUUGUUGAUAACCUUGAAAAGGCACACAGGUAAUUUAGCUGUAGAAUUAGUAAAUUAAGCAUUAUCGUUUCCUACAAGACAAUUUCUAAGGCUGACAAAGUUUUGUUUUCUCAGUAUGUCUUUGUUUUAGAACAUUAUUUGAUUUUACCACCAAACAUUUCAAAAUACACUGUUGUAUGUCUUUCCCUACAGACAUAUCCUGUAAAUGUAUUUUUAUUAAAAAUCUUUUUUUUAUGUACUGCACUUUUAUUAUUUUUUUUAAGUCUUAUAUUAAAAGAAAUUUUUCUUAAAGUAAUCAAUGAAAUUGAUAUUAGUUUAAUAAGCUAUCAUUGUAUCUACCCAUAAAACCAAUGUGAUACAUGUAUAAUAGUUUGUAGAUAAUUGUGUAUGCUUAACAUAUACUUACAUAUAUUCUUUCAUCAACAAAAUGCAAUUUUUUUCUCUUUGUGAUUUUUUAAUUUAUUGAAUGAGAUUUUAAAACAAUGCAUUCUUGCAAUUUAUAUAUCACACUUGUGUGCCAAAAAUGAUUUUAAUGAUAGCAAAAUAGCCUUGUUGUUAUCAUGAUAUCAACGAUAUCAUUCACAAAAUCAUCAGGCUUUAGAAUUUCAUCUAUUAUAACCGUAAUCCAGUGGCUUAGAUAAUGUCUGGGCCUUUCGUGUUAAAUUGAAAGAAAAACUCUUGUUAAAGACUAAUGAAUUGUAUGCCAGUAUCCAAAUACAUUUGAGUGUAUAUACAUGUAAAUGUGUGUAUUUAUAUAAUGUUUAGUUAUCUAAAUAGGGUAUUAAAAAUAAGGGUUUAAAAGAUUUUUCCAUAUUUACCUUAUCACAUUACAAAUUAUUAAAAUAUCAUUUUAAAGCUUACCGUAUAUUGUAGCAUGUAACAUUUUAUGACACAAAAGCAUUACAUGUAAAUAAGUGUCAAAUGUUUCCAGACAAUCUGUGUGACAAAAUUCAGUCAAUUUAAUUACAUAUUUAUGUGAACAAUCAUGACAAUACAGCACAGGUACAUACUUAUUUCAAUUAUUUUUUAUUAAUUUUUUUUUCAAUGAUAUAAUUUGAUCAUAAGGUUUAUUUUUAAUAUCUUUUGUUUGAGGGAAAGAUAUUUACUUUUCCUAUUUAUUACAUUAUUUGAUUCAUCCAUUGUGAUAUUAACAAUGCAUUUUAUGUCUCAGCAAUAUCUUCAUAUCCUUUCCCACCAUAUAUCAGUGAUGGAUGUUGAAUGUAUUGAAUUUAUUCAGAUAUGGUGUGAUUUUUGUUAACAUUUAAUUGCUCAACAAUAUUUCAUGUGCUCCAAUUUUUAUUGAACUUAAAAAUUUUCAUUCAUAAACUCUGUUUUUCGUUAGUCUUGUUUUUACAUAUACAUGUACUGCAAUCAAGUAAACUCAUUUAAUGAUUAAAACAUUAAAAGUAACUUUAAAGAAAUAUCAGAUUUAUGCUUAGUACUUUAAAUGUUUUAAUUGUAUGUCUUUUUGAAUGAUCAGUUAAAAUCUAAAAAUGAAAUUCUUCAGUCUCCAGUAUUUUAAUACAUUGUAUGUUCCUGUGAGGAUCUCCUUGCGAAAACAUCAAAUAUACAACAUUUCAUUUCUGAAAUUCCACCAGUUAUUAUAAAGAGUUAACCAUGAAUUGAAGUUUACAAAUUUAUUAAAAAUUCUUUAAUAACCAAUUUAAUUUUCAAUUUUUGGAAAAAAAGAGGACAUUCUGUCGUUAAGAGAAAGAGAGUUUUGUCCUAGAUGGGUAUUUAAUGAAGCAUUAUCUUAUUGUAUUGCAUUGUAUAACAAAGUUAAUGCUAUUCAUCUUAAUAAACUUGGUUAGAAAAUGCUACUGCAAUGUCAUUAAAAUGACUCACAGUAUAUUCUUGAAAAUAGCAUUUCUUUCUAAUUGUCAAAAUGUUUUUAGUUGAAAAUGAAAUCUUUAUGAAAUUAUUUUUGUUUUAAUUCACAAUAUUUCCUUGGUUUUAAUGCUAUUGUUUUAUUGAUAGAAGCAAUGUGGCUGUAAACAGAAUUAACAUAAUCAGGCCAGUGGUGGAGAAAAGAAUCAUGUUCAAUUAUCAUAGACAAAUAAAUAUCAAACAAUGAA